AUGCAUCGUUUCCUUAUUCUGAUUGGAUUUUUGACCAUAAAAACUAGGCUGGAAGCAGUCUGUCCAGCUGAAAGUUCAAAUGAAAAAUGCUCCAAAUUACUGAGCAAUCUAACAAUAGGCUCAAUGGAAAAUCUGGAUAUUGAAGCUGCAGAAGCACUGAAUAAAACUUGUUUCGAACUUGUGGAUUGCUAUGCCGAAAUCGAUUGUGAACAAGCUCAGAAAAACAAAACCUUCUAUCAGAAUCUAUGUGAACGAAAAGAAUUGGAAAUGUUUGAGACGGAAGCUUGCAUAAAAACAUUUCAUUCGGAGCGAAAAGGGAAAUCCUUUGAGUGCAUGAAAGAUUUUGAGUUUUUCUCGAAAGAUGAAUCCGUCCGCCGGGAAGCGUACACUUCUGGCAAAUCCUGUUUUCUAGAAGUCACUCAAAAUUGCUCAGACCUCUCAAUCAACUUUAUCGGGAAACGGUUCAGCCAUUUGGUAAGCAUCAUGGCCAGGAAGACGGAUGAAAAAAGUUGUGAACCGAUACAAGACAAAUUGCUCAGCUCCCAGUGCUCAUGGGAGCUCACAGAGCUUUAUGAUGAGCUCACCAAGCAACAGACUCAUGCUUUGAAGAGUCAAAUAAAAGGAAUAGUGAUGCAAAACUUGACGGAAAUGUGUCAGGAUUCAAAGACUUGUCUCUCUACUGGCUGUCACGUCACUGAAAGAUUGACUCGUGUGAGCGAAAUGUGUGACAAUCUCAACACACCAAAACAGAAGCUGAGUAAUUGCCUCAAGAGCUUAGUGUACUCAACCGACACGCUGAAAAAAUACAAAUGCACCAAUAUGUCCGACGCGAAACCAAACUGGUAUGGAUCUCAUUCAAUUGAAGCUUACAUGUUUUUAACGGAUAAAGAAUGCGUGAAAACAUUGAUCAAAGCAGAAUGCGAGGAAAGCAUCAUGGAGGGGAUUGACGAGCACUGGACGGAGAGAUGGGAUUCGGCACUUGAGGCCUCAGCUCAAGACUUUGCCGACCGGUGUCCAUAUGGUGACAUACCACGAAUCGGAGUGAACAUCUACGCGCCUCGUACUCUUGAAACAGUAGACAAGUCCACGGAACCGUGGGAGAGGGAGUUUCGAGACAACUUAUGGAGGUCCACUACGAUGGUUGAAAAUAUUGGCAGCUCUUCAAUGAGGCACGCUAUUCAGAUGGUUUGGGUGGAAACAAGUUUGAUUGGAUGUGAGGUAAAUAUCUGUGGGAGCCCUCAGGAAGGCUUGAGGACCACCUAUGUGUGCCAUUGCAAUGCAGCAGGAAACCAUAAAGGAUUUCACAUUUAUAUUGAAGGAGAAACCUGCUCUUCCUGUUCGGCCGGAUUCGAGUGA
Molecule: messenger RNA, 1356 nt
Organism: Caenorhabditis briggsae
Lineage: Eukaryota; Metazoa; Nematoda; Chromadorea; Rhabditida; Rhabditidae
Exons: 7
Coding region: 1-1356 (451 amino acids)
Source: RefSeq, a predicted model, not a curated record